This is a messenger RNA of Apiotrichum porosum, 627 nucleotides long. RefSeq lists its product as uncharacterized. Bases 1 to 627 code for a protein of 208 amino acids. The transcript has 3 exons. The record is from RefSeq and is a predicted model, not a curated record. NCBI's taxonomy places the organism in Eukaryota, Fungi, Basidiomycota, Tremellomycetes, Trichosporonales, Trichosporonaceae.
AUGUCCACUCCCACUACUGCGGUGGGGGCAACCCCCCCGCAAAAACCCCUAUCAGGAUUCGCGUUCUUCAUGCAAAAGAGUGGCUGCUUGCCGCAGAAGACCGCCGAGAAGGUCAUUCUGAUCGUGCGUCUCGGUGGCCAAGUCGUCGCCUACCCCUUGGAUCUCGUCACAACCCAUAUCGUGGCAUGGGGUCCUAGCCUUGGGGGCAAGGAUACCCCUGGACAGAUCGUGUACGCUCCCAAAGCGCCUCUUCCAGUCAACAGCGGAGAGGACUGGGACCUGGACCGCAUCGUCGACACGUUCUGCACCUCGUAUGGCGAUCCUCCCGGAAUCCGUGUCGUUCACGAGGGUUGGCUGUACGAGGUCCUCAACCGCAAGGCCCUGGUGGAUGACGACAAGUGGCUCGUGUCCAGGGCCGACCUCGACCUCUUCUUGCCCCGCCAAGCAACUGCCCUUCCGGGCCUCGUGUCGGGCAUGCUAGCAGACUGCCCCGGUCCUCACCAAACCCGGCCCCCUCGACUUCCCUCGUCGGUUAAUUCUCCAAGAAAGAACAAGAAACGCCACUUCCAACGUCAGCGGCCAGCACUGCCCAGAGCCGCCAUCCUCCAGUCUCAACAACCGUUUUGA